Messenger RNA from Dovyalis caffra, 166 nucleotides. Lineage: Eukaryota; Viridiplantae; Streptophyta; Magnoliopsida; Malpighiales; Salicaceae. The record is from the annotation of a GenBank genome assembly.
AUGGCUGUUUCAGUGUUCAAAAUGUUGGGUCUCUUUGUUGGUUUCUCUUUAAUGGUGGGGUUGGUUGGUUCAGCUAAGUUUGAUGAGCUCUUUCAACCAAGUUGGGCUCAAGAUCACUUUGCUCAUGAAGGAGAGCUUCUUAGGAUGAAGCUUGAUAGUUAUUCUG